Molecule: messenger RNA, 3123 nt
Organism: Saccostrea echinata
Lineage: Eukaryota; Metazoa; Mollusca; Bivalvia; Ostreida; Ostreidae
Exons: 12
Coding region: 11-2227 (738 amino acids)
Source: RefSeq, a predicted model, not a curated record
UCGGAGACUGAUGUUCGUACUGAUGUACGCAUGUGCAGCUUGUCGGAGAUGCAGAGCAAAGAUGUCGGGAAAACGUGGUGCGAAGAUUAAAUUAACGGAUUCGGCGAGAAAAAGGAAUAAAAGGGAAGCGAAUGCUAGGUUAAACAAAAACAAAAUAUAUAUUGGAGAUCAAUACGAUCGUUGGACGGAGCUGCGGACAAAAUUAUCCGUGAAAACAAAUAUCGAAGUUGCAAAGAUUCUGCUUGACAACUAUGAAGCUAAGGAUGAGCAAAAAUAUACAAGUGUUCCUGCUGGAAAAAACUUCAAACCCUGUGUUACAUCAACGCCUGGUCCACCAGCUUUGAAGAAAAUAUGUAUUGUUCAGUCUGAUUUGUCUGACAUUUCACCAGAUGAAGUGGGAAAAGAUGUUGAAAGUGCUAUGUCUGGCAUUGAGGAAAUUGCAGAACCUACAGAUCCAAGGACUAAGAGCUUUAAGCCAUUUUCAGACAGUUUUGUGGAUCCUUUUAGAUUGACAAUGAGUGCCUCUGAACUGACAUGCGAAGAAAAUGACUCUUCUGAUGAUGAAGAAUAUGAGCCAAGUUUCCACCUGUCUUUAAAACUUGACCAUGGUGUGACGCUAGAUGAGUCGGAUUCAGAAGAGAUUGAGGACGAUGAAGAAAAAUUUGUAGAACAUGCUGAGUAUAGUUGUCUACCAGUUAUACGCAACAAUGAUGAAAUUGAACAACUGGUCCAUGAUUGUCCAGCCAUGGUUUACAUUAAUCAGCUGAUUACCUUGGCAGAAACAGGAGUCCCUAAGAUUUGUAGGGUGAAAGGAUGUGAAGCUCAAGUUCACAUUUCAUCAGAAGUAGUGUCUUCAGCUGUGUACCUGAGAUGGGUAAUGAACGUCUGCACAAACAAUCAUGAGGCACACAAAUGGUGUUCGCAACCUCUUCUUAAUAGACGGGUUCACAGUGGGGAUGUUUUAAUCUCAGCAGCUUUACUGGCGUCAGGUAAUAAUUUUCAAAAGAUUUCCCUGUUUUUUAAGUUCCUGAAGCUCCCCAUUCUGUCUGUCUCAUCAUUUAUAAAGAUACAAAGAACCUAUGUCACUCCAACAAUUGAAGAAAUUUGGAAAAAGCAUCAGAAUGAUAUUCUAGAAGAAUUCAGAGGAAAAGAUGUUGUUGUUCUUGGCGAUGGUCGUAUGGACAGUCCAGGUCAUUCCGCACAGUACUGUACGUACACAUUUAUGGAAAAUGAAACCCACAAGAUACUGUGCUUAGUGACCAUGGACAAGAGAAUGACAGGAAGAAAAAGUGCAAUCCUUGAAAAGGCGUGUUUUCAGAAGGGCCUGCAGUUUCUCCUUGAAAAAGAAAUAAAUGUGGUGGAAGUGGUGACAGAUGCACAUGUGCAGAUUGAAGCUUUAAUGAAAAAAGAUUACCCAGAAAUAAAACAUUCAUUCGACAUCUGGCAUGGGUCAAAAAACCUUGGGAAAAAACUAAUAAAGACUGGACAAGAAAAAUCAAAAAAACCAAUAUUACAGUGGACAAGAGAGAUAGUAAACCAUUUUUGGUUUUGUUCCUCUGUAGCAAAUACAGAAGAAGAGUUUAUUGGCAUUUGGUUUGGAGUCAUACAUCAUGUUGUGAAUGAGCAUGAAUGGAUUUUGCCAUACAGAGCAGGAGCAAAAAGUUCAUGCCAGCAUGGUCCAUUAACAGAGGAAAGGAACAAAGAUUGGCUUGAGGCAGGAUCCCCAGCACAUGUUGCCGUGCGUGAAAUUGUUAGGGACAAAAGACUAAUAAAGAAGAUUCCUUACUACCUUAAUUGCCGAAGUACAGCCGCUUUGGAGAACUUUCAAAACCUUAUUUUGAAGUACUCAUCAAAGCGCCAUUCUUACACACCUCCAGUGUACAGAGCGAGAAACCUUGUUGCUGCACUGGACCACAAUGCAAAUUGUGACAGAGAAGCUGCCAAAAGAAAAGAUGGAUCACUAAGGCAUCAGCGGUACUACAGCAAAAAAAGUGGAAGAUGGUCUGCCUACCCAGUAAGAGAAGAAAAACAAUAUCCAUAUGCAACUGACAUCAUGAAACUGUGUCUUCAAAAUAGGAUUUUUGACCCUGUUGGUAUGAACAAGCCAGUUGUCCUUGAUGUGGAGGAUCCACGACGUGUGUCCGAGACCCUAGCUCCUGUUGCUCCACCACCAACUGAAUCUCUGGUGGCAGAGAAGAAAUCUCGAUUUCUCCAUGAGAGCAUUUAAUUAGUCAGAAUCAAGAAAAGAGACACGUCUCUGAUCUUGUUUAAUAUUGCAAUUUUGAACAUUUACCUGUAACAACAAGAAGUCGGUGAGCGAAUGCUCACUAGUAAUACCCCCACUCUGAUGUGAAUAUACACUCUCAUGUUGACAUCGAAUUCAUGCAAAAAUGAAUCCUACCAUAUGGCAUGCCUAAACAAAGAUUGUGCUAAAAUUUCAAGCAUCUGCGCAGAGUAGUUGCUGAGAAAACUGCGACGGAAAUUUGGUACAUACAGACGCAUGGAUAAACAGGAAGUUGACAUCGGAUUCAAACAAAAAUGAAUCUACCAUAUGGCUUGCCUAAACAAAGAUUGUGCUAAAAUUUCAAGCAUCUGUGAUGAGUAGUUGCUGAGAAAACUGUGACGAAAAAUUUGUUAGUGACAGACGCACGGAUAAACAGGAAGUUGACAUCAGAUGCAAAUAAAAAUGAAUCCCACCAUAUGGCAUGCCUAAACAAAGAUUGUGCUAAAAUUUCAAGCAUCUGUGAUGAGGAGUUACUGAGAAAACUGCAAAAAAAAUUGUUUUGGAGAGACACGGAACACACAGACAUACACACAAGGGUAAAACAGUAUACCCCCCACUCCUUUGGAGUUAUGCAAGCUACUUAUAACAAGGAUAAUGUUGCAAUCAAAAAACUUUUUAGAUUUAUGAUAUGCAAUUUUCUGAAUUGCUUGGAUACUUUGAACAUUUAUGUUAAUGCAGAAUUUUGUAAAUUUGUAAAUAAUACCUUUAACUCUGACACCCAAGUAACUCAUCAAUAGGUGUUUGAUACAGUCUUUUAAAUAUGACAUUGCAUGUUUUGCUUUUUUUGUUCUUUUCUUUUCACAUUGAUGAAUGAAAAAUGAUACAUAGUAUUUCAAAGA